AUGAGCUCCAUGUCGGGUGCAGAUGACACCGUCUACAUGGAAUAUCAGGGUCGAGGCAGCAAAUCCUUUUUAGGAAAGAACAUUCAUCCACUGUUCAAGCGGCUUCAGAAAUCGACCGUCUGCAGACUGGUGCACACUGGAGUACAACAAAUUGCAGCCCUUCGCCAGGAGGUCAUCAAACUGCCCCCCCCUGGAGAACUGGAGGAGGUUGGCCAAGAGUUUGCAAGGCUGGCCAACAGCCCAGUAUUCUCCAGGUGUGUGGGGGCCAUUGAUGGCUGCCAUGUCCGCAUAAAGACCCCCCCAGGACCUCUGGGCCAGGAUUACCUCAACAGAAAGCUCUUCCCAUCCAUACAAUUGCAGGCAGUGUGUGAUGGGAAGGGCUUCUUUCUCAACACCUUUGUUGGGUAUCCUGGCUCAGUCCAUGACACCAGAGUCCUGAAGAACAGCGCAAUUUACAAACAGGCUCUGUAUCCUCCCUCAGGAUUCUUCCUUUUGGGUGAUGGUGGCUACCCCUGCAUAGAAGGACCUGUGGCCCUCAUCACCCCAUAUAGAGAACCACUGCAAGGGAGGGUGCAGAGCCGCUUCAACCAGCAUCAUGCCAGGGCUCGCUCCAUCAUAGAGCGGGCCUUUGGCAGGAUGAAAAGCAGGUGGAGAUCGCUGUUCUUCAAGGCUCUGGAGGUCCACCACACCUUUGUCCCCUCAGUCAUCACCGCCUGUGCAGUGCUCCAUAACAUCUGCCUCACAGCGGGGGACAUCCUGGAGCCUGAAGAGGAUGUUGGGGACAUUGGUGUGGUUCCACCACGUCUGGUGAGGGGGGAUCGAGGCGGACAUGGCCAGCGAGACCGACUGGCAGGGCUGCUCUCUGCUCCAUGUGUGCAACCAGUUGAACUACAAGAACAUGAUUAUUUGUAGGACUUGGGGACACGAAGGCCUUGGACACCACACUGUGUGAAAAGCUGUGUGCCUUCA
Molecule: messenger RNA, 969 nt
Organism: Gymnodraco acuticeps
Lineage: Eukaryota; Metazoa; Chordata; Actinopteri; Perciformes; Bathydraconidae
Product: protein ALP1-like
Exons: 3
Coding region: 1-912 (303 amino acids)
Source: RefSeq, a predicted model, not a curated record